CUAAAACGAAAGAGAGAGAGUAUAAUUGAGUUAAUUCAAUUUGUUAGUCACGAAUAGUGUAGUACAGUGUGCACCAUAAGCUAAUAGUUUUUGUGAUUGCUUUUUUUCUUUUAUACAAAAAGCUAACAGUUUUAUGAAAACAAUGAAAAUUUCCUGAAGGGAUGAAUGUCUCAGACAGGUACGUCAAAAUCAUUGUUGUUACAUUUUUGUGUAUAAUACAAAAAAUGCUGAGAGUUUGUUUUCAAAUUUUUCUGAAUCGAAUAUUCAUACUGUUAAGUCCACGUCUAGAUAAUGAAAUAUUCAAGAUUCGCAUUAUUGUUUUUUUUUUGAAUCAAUUUUUUUCAUGGAUAUUGCCAUUUGAUGAAUGUGAUCAAUAUAAACCCUAUCAAUAACUACAGUUUACCAAACCCGUCACAUCCAGUCGCGUUUACCACUUGGACAAAUCUGAGUCUGACUUUGACUUUGAAGUUUGAACAUUACUUAUGUCUUGUUUAUUUAUACAUCUAGGACCCUUUUUAAAAAUUAAAUUAAAUAGGUCAUUUAGGUCCAUCAUGAGCAUUGGUGCAUUAAUUAUUGGAUUUUGCGAAAAAGGGCAUUGAAUUAGGCUUGAUUCCAUGACUAAGAUCUGAUGGGAUUUACUGUUCGAAGCUCUUUGGGUACGUACAGCUCUAAUGUCAUAGAUGGCUGUAGCAUCACCUGUCCUUCAAAUACUGAAUCAUCCAUACCCUCUGGAUCCAUCAGGGGGUCAGCUUAGCUACAAACUAGACCUCUCUCCUUGCCUAGCUAUUACCUCUCGAUUUGGAUCUGCCAAUUUCGCUGCUAAGGUUCAGCUUGCUUAUUGCGAGCGUUAUAGUUGCUGAGCUGUGACACACAUCACCAAUUUCACCACUACUCUCUCUCUCUAUACAACUAUUGUUUUGUCUCCAUUUCUUUCACUUUUUUAGAUCCUUACUUAAAGUGACCUUUU
Arabidopsis lyrata subsp. lyrata is the source of this 967-nucleotide messenger RNA. RefSeq lists its product as uncharacterized. Lineage: Eukaryota; Viridiplantae; Streptophyta; Magnoliopsida; Brassicales; Brassicaceae. The record is from RefSeq and is a predicted model, not a curated record. Bases 681 to 860 code for a protein of 59 amino acids. The transcript has a single exon.